ACAGUAAAUAUAUCGAUGACAAGCAAUAAAUUGGUUUUCGAGUCUGGCACCAUGCAUCCACUGCACGUUUUACUGAAUGGAUAUCGUUGGUGUCGUCGGGUGCUCCGCAUGACUGCCUUUGCCAACCUGACGUGGCUGUACAUCGGUGUGGCUGUGUGGGUUGGACUAAAAAAUGCCGGCAAAAACCACCACCAGCAACGCAAACCCAGGAAAAACAGUGAUUUAGGGGUCGUUAAAUCCGUCAAGAAGUUGCAGGUACCCUUAGAAGGUGUUCAAGACCGGAGUAAAAACAGGACAAACGCCAUGUCGAAGUCAAACGAGUGGAAAUCUUUGGCAGUGGAAGGAGGUGGCCGUUCGUCGUCGGGGUCUCUGUUGUCGAAUUUCGGUGCGGUCAAAGCAGGCGGAAUCAGUGCACUGCGAAUUAGGACCCGGGUCGUGGCCCUUGCGGUGAUCAUGUUCAUUUUAUUCCUCAUAUUCUUACUUUUUCCUAGUCCGAAAGGGACAAGCGGGAACUUCAGCACAAACCACAGUGGCUUGGGGAAGAACUAUUUUAUGUCAGCCUUGGGAAGCAGUCCUUACAAUAAAACUUAUCCGAUUACAGCGCCAGAGCGAACAUUAAUCGGAGUGCGAUAUCGAAUCGGGUUGAUUUCAGAUUUAGACACGGAUUCAAAAUCCGACUCUCAAAAGAACACGUGGGUGGGUUAUUAUCUGAAAGGCUAUUUGAGCAUAAACUCGUUACACGACCAAGUCAGCUUACAACUCGACAAAGAUCCCACUGCCUUGAAAUCGCAGCUUUCCAGAGGAGGAAGGGGGAUGGAACUUUCGGAGCUGGUGACGUUUAACGGCAAGCUGUACGCAGUGGACGAUCGCACCGGGGUCAUCUACGAGAUCGUCGAUAACGCUGUAAUUCCGUGGACCAUUCUGUCUGAUGGAGACGGCCGAAAUACUAAGGGUUUCAAAGGCGAAUGGAUGGCUGUACGAGAGCAGUCCCUGUUUGUCGGCGGCCUGGGCAAGGAAUGGACGACAACGUCCGGGGAGCUGGUCAACCUGAAUCCCCAGUGGGUCAAAGUGGUCAGUUCUCAGGGGGCUGUCCGGCAUGUCAGCUGGGUGAAAAACUACAACGCCAUGAGGAACGAGGCCGGAUAUCCCUAUCCAGGUUACAUGAUCCAUGAGUCUGGAGUGUGGAGCGACGUCCACCAGCGCUGGUUCUUCAUGCCCCGUCGUGCCAGCACCGAGCGCUACACCGAAGCCGACGAUGAACACCGGGCGACCAAUCUCCUCAUCUCAUGCAGCUUGGACUUCUCGGACGUCCGCAUCAACCGCAUCGGCGUCCUCAACAAGAUCCGCGGCUUCUCGUCGUUCAAGUUUGUGCCGGGUACCGGCGACACAGUGAUAGUGGCAUUGAAGACGGAAGAGGACCGGGGAAAGAUCGCCACGUACUACACCGUGUUUAACAUCAAUGGAAAGACGCUGGUUCCCGACACCAAAUUCGCGGAUAUCAAAUAUGAGGGGAUUGAGUUUAUUUGAAUGUCUCUUGCAAAUCGUGCUUUUUCUUAAACCCCGUUUGAAACUGCUUCUCUUAAAACGCGCCAAACCAAAGUAUUCGUAAGAUUUGAAAGUGUGAAACAGUUCGAGUACACGUCAAAUUUGUCGAGAGGUCGAAUGUUGCAGUUGUUUGGACUGACUUCACAAUCGAGGCAAUGAAAAAAUAUGCAUACAGUUCACCUAUCUUAAACUAAAAUCUAUUUGGAUCGAUUAAAGUCACGCUUAAUACUUUUUGACUCAGUGUGACUCCAAAAUGAAAGUUAGCGCGAUAUAAAUUAGAAAAUUUAAGGUUAAGCUUCAUCCCUUGAAUUGGCCUGAACUCAUUUCGGCAAACUGGGCAAGGAACUGUGCAUAAAUAUGACGUUAAAAAUUUUUUCCUCAUUGAAGGUUGUGACAAUCAUACAUUUUUGGGCCCGUAGUGUAAUCACGCUGUUGUACAAUUGCAAAAAAAAAAAAACCAGGAGUGCCUUAUUAGCUGUAGUGCCUUUUGUCUUUGUAUUAUAAAGUGCAAUGGAGAAGUUUUUGUUUGGCAAAAUUAAGACAGACUUUCUAAAGUAUUCUGUAUUCCAAUUGAGAGUGAAAAUGUUAAAAAAAAGUUUAGAAGACAGAUUUGCUGAAGUAACAUAUAAUUAGCUUGAAGUUAUUGGGAGAUAGAUGGAUAGGAAAGAAAAAGAGAGAAACCAAAAAAAAGCUGCAAACUUUUAGAAAUGCGGUACUGCAUUACUGUU
Messenger RNA from Patiria miniata (bat star), 2273 nucleotides. It is a transcript of the gene cant1, whose product is annotated as soluble calcium-activated nucleotidase 1-like. The coding region runs from base 16 to 1527 and encodes 503 amino acids. NCBI's taxonomy places the organism in Eukaryota, Metazoa, Echinodermata, Asteroidea, Valvatida, Asterinidae. Gene Ontology annotation, biological process: proteoglycan biosynthetic process. The transcript is spliced from 3 exons. The record is from RefSeq and is a predicted model, not a curated record. Gene Ontology annotation, molecular function: calcium ion binding; GDP phosphatase activity; UDP phosphatase activity.